AUGUUGCGUCACUCGCGUAUCGGUAGAGAGCUUCAGAGCAGCAUUAAUAUCGGACGUAUGCGCCUCGCGCAGCAGUUCCAUUCUAUGGACGGCUGGCAAGCGAACCAAAGUGAUCGCUUCGACAACUACAUCAAGGAAAAGAGGGUAAAGGAGUACUAUGAGGCCUUUGACCAGCGCGUCGAGCGGGCGUACCGUGUUGCGGCAAAAGCACAUAAAACUGAAGUUUUAAAUGCUUUCAAGCGCAAGCUCACUAGCAAUAACGACAAGUUCACACCCAGUACGAUGCUCGAUAUGCGAAAGGCAGUUGAAGAACGAUUGAGAUGGCUGCGCGAUGUGUGGGCGCAGGUGGACGCAGAUUAUCGGAGCAAUGAUCCCGCCCGGCAGGAGCUGGCGGCGAAAGAAAUAUCCGCAGCGCUCCACGGCGAACCAGGUGAGUACAUGCGGUGGGUGUAUGAGCUUAAGCGUGAGGAGCGCUUCUUAGGCCCUAAGCAGAAGGCUUCGAUGCAUGCGGAGCUUGCAAACUCUGAGUUGCCAGAGGUUUCCAACGAGGAGGUGAAUCGCUAUCAUAACCUCAAACUCGACAUGUCGGAAAUCGAACGUAAUGUGAAGCUCAGGUACGACAUAGCUGGGCAUCAGCAUUGGGCGGAGCUGCAGGCAGCCAAGGAUGAGAUCUACGAGAAAAAAUUGGAUGACGCAGCAAAAGUAUAUGAGGAGUUGUUGGACCAAAACGAUCGAUACGAUGAGAGUCGCCGCACCGCACUCGUGCGUAGUCAUGUGGAGCGUAUGCACCAGGCCCAAGUUCGCUUCAAAGCCGCGAUGGCUCUUGAGGAGGAGCGCGAGAAGCUAAUAGAGGCCCAUCAAGCCAUGGAGGAUGAACGAAAGCGUAUUCUUAAAGAAGAGCGCAUCGCACUCUUGAAGGAGGCUUCUGAGUUGAAACAGCAGGGGUUGCCGAGCAAGGAGAUUGAAAUGCGAAUGCGGACGCGGCAAUUAGAACAGCAUGCACAGCGACAGGCGGAGUACCAGCUUAAGGAGCAGGAAGAAAUCCGCGCCAAGAAGGCAAAAUAUCUCCAAUACAUUGAGAAUUUCAAGAUGAGCGUGGAAGAACGCGAGGGGCUCGAGCUUAUGCGACAAGCGGCUCCAGCUUCGGACGGUACACGAAAAAAUGUCUUUGGUUUUGCUGACGAAGAUUGUCUAAGCAGUAGUGAAGCAGGUGUAGCUUCUGCACUUCAAGAGCGCAGCUUGGCAACGGAAGAUUCUAUGUUAUCUAGCAACCCGAGGGCGGCAUCUUCAUCUGUCUCUGCCUCGCAGUCUUUACCAUCCACUGAACGUCGUGAUGCCGCGAAGAGGGACAUUCUAUGGAGUGAGAUAUCGGCAGACACCUACGAAAGUCCCUUCACUGCUAUCCACCAGGCACGACUGGAUGCUUCGAAGACUUAUGAUGAUCUAUAUUCCAAGUUUACCCCGUUGAGCCUUGCACAGGGCAAGAAGUACAGCAAGCAAGAUGAAGGGGAACAUGCAGCCGGCAAUGGUAUGGAUGGGAUGGUUUUCAAAGGUGGCAGUAGUCCAGAGCGUAGCCUUAACUGGGGUGUGAGUCACAUCGUGGUGCAUGAUCUUGACGGCGACGGCAAUACCGACUACUUUUUCGAUGGAAUGUGGCAUGUACGGGAUAAGGAGACCGGUGAUAUUGACUGGCGCUAUGAGAGGAAAAAAGGUGGCCCGGUAUUCCGUGGGCCGCGCUUCUAUAAAAUCGGCGCCAAGCGUGAGGCAGAUGAUGCAGGUACAUCUAGCAUGGAUUUCGCCCCAUUUCAUGGAGGUCUGGGUGGGGCUCCAGACAGUAAUAGUGGUCCAGGCCCGCGAAAGGUACGCUUCCAGCGUGCUUCCGCAGACGCGUCGCUACUCAGGCGCUCCUCAUCGCUAGAAGGCUGGCGUAGCAGUUGA
This is a messenger RNA of Phytomonas sp. EM1, 1938 nucleotides long. Lineage: Eukaryota; Euglenozoa; Kinetoplastea; Trypanosomatida; Trypanosomatidae. The record is from the annotation of a GenBank genome assembly.